AUGGCUAACCUUUGUCGCCCUACCACGAAUCUCACUCUCUCUGUCCAUAUCUCUCUAUUUCUCUUCCACCAAGAGGUUUCCGGUCACGAUUCUUUUCUUCAUCUACACCGUCGACGGACUGAGCAAGGCGUCGCUUCUUCUGCACUUGUGGAUCUCACUGGACGCCGAUCCGAAAAGCUAAGAGCAUCGAGUGGUAUAGGAGUCGAGACAGCUCGUAUUCUUGCACUGCGUAGUGUGCAAGUGGUUACGGCUGUGACGAACACUGGCUCUUGUGCUAAAGUUAAACAAGAUAUUGUCAACCAAGUCCCUGGUGCUAAAGUUGUUGUCAUGGAGUUAGACCUCAGCUCAAUGGAAUCUGUCAGGAAAUUUGCAUCUGACUACAAAUCUGAUGGUCUUCCUCUCAACCUCUUGAUGUAA
Messenger RNA from Microthlaspi erraticum, 417 nucleotides. NCBI's taxonomy places the organism in Eukaryota, Viridiplantae, Streptophyta, Magnoliopsida, Brassicales, Brassicaceae. The record is from the annotation of a GenBank genome assembly.